CCUCUCUCUCCACCUCCCCAGUCCUUCACAUAUUCCUUUUCUCUCUCUCUUUUUCUCCCCGGAAACCCCCCGUCUCUCCCCACGCCUCCCCUGGUGCUUAACCGGAAACAGAAGUGAGUUUGUUGUGUGAAGAAGAGGACCUGUGGAAGUAGCAGCCAGGGAGGCAGCAGCGGAAGCAGGCUGGGGCCAGAGGCAGCAUCGACAGCCAGGGACCCCAGCGUUCAGCUGUUCCAGGGAGCAGGGUCCCCAGCUGCUGAGCAGCUCCAGGACAUCCUGGGGGAGGAAGAUGAGGCUCCCAACCCCACCCUCUUCACAGAGAUGGACACUCUGCAGCAUGACGGAGAUCAGAUGGAGUGGAAGGAGUCAGCCAGGUGGAUAAAGUUUGAAGAAAAGGUAGAGGAAGGCGGUGAACGCUGGAGCAAGCCCCACGUGUCCACACUGUCCCUGCACAGCCUCUUCGAGCUCCGUACCUGCCUGCAGACGGGGACGGUGCUGCUGGAUUUGGACAGCAGCUCCUUACCACAGAUCAUAGAUGAUGUCAGUUGAGAAGCAGAUUGAGGAUGGUCUCCUGCGACCAGAGCUCCGGGAGAGGGUCAGUUACGUCCUCCUGAGGAGGCACCGUCACCAAACCAAGAAGCCCAUCCACCGCUCUUUAGUCGACAUUGGGAAGUCAGUCUCCACUACAAAUCGCAGUCCUGCCCGGAGCCCUGGUGCUGGCCCGAGUCUACACCACUCCACAGAGGACCUGCGGAUGCGGCAGAGUGCAAAUUACGGACGUCUGUGUCAUGCCCAGAGCAGAAGCAUGAAUGACAUUUCUCUCACCCCAAACACAGACCAGCGGAAAAACAAAUUCAUGAAGAAGAUCCCCAAGGACUCAGAAGCCUCCAACGUGCUCGUGGGCGAGGUGGACUUCCUAGACCAGCCAUUCAUCGCGUUCGUGCGCCUCAUCCAGUCGGCCAUGCUGGGAGGAGUGACCGAGGUGCCUGUCCCCACCAGAUUUCUGUUUAUACUGCUGGGACCUUCUGGGAGAGCAAAAUCCUACAAUGAAAUUGGCCGUGCCAUUGCAACCCUCAUGGUAGAUGAUCUCUUCAGCGAUGUGGCCUACAAAGCCCGCAAUCGGGAAGAUCUGAUUGCAGGAAUUGAUGAAUUUCUGGAUGAGGUCAUUGUCCUUCCCCCUGGAGAAUGGGACCCAAAUAUCCGAAUUGAGCCCCCCAAGAAGGUACCCUCUGCUGACAAGAGGAAAUCUGUGUUCUCCCUAGCAGAGCUGGGCCAGAUGAAUGGCUCUGUGGGAGGAGGCGGCGGAGCUGCUGGAGGAGGCAAUGGAGGUGGUGGUGGUGGUGGUGGCAGUGGCGGCGGGGCUGGCGGUGGCGGGGCCGGUGGAACGAGCAGCGGGGAUGAUGGAGAGAUGCCAGCCAUGCACGAAAUCGGGGAGGAACUUAUCUGGACGGGAAGGUUCUUCGGUGGACUGUGUCUGGAUAUCAAGAGGAAGUUGCCCUGGUUCCCAAGUGACUUCUAUGAUGGCUUCCACAUUCAGUCCAUCUCUGCCAUCCUAUUCAUCUACCUCGGCUGUAUCACCAACGCGAUCACCUUUGGUGGGCUUCUGGGGGAUGCCACCGACAAUUAUCAGGGAGUGAUGGAGAGCUUCCUGGGCACUGCCAUGGCUGGCUCCUUGUUCUGCCUCUUCUCGGGACAGCCUCUCAUCAUUCUCAGCAGCACAGGGCCCAUCCUCAUCUUUGAGAAGCUCCUCUUCGACUUCAGCAAAGGCAAUGGCCUGGACUACAUGGAGUUCCGCCUCUGGAUUGGCCUACACUCAGCUGUCCAGUGCCUUAUCCUAGUGGCCACAGAUGCCAGCUUCAUCAUCAAAUAUAUCACCCGCUUCACCGAGGAGGGCUUCUCAACCCUCAUCAGCUUCAUCUUCAUCUAUGAUGCCAUCAAGAAGAUGAUCGGUGCCUUCAAGUAUUACCCUAUCAAUAUGGACUUCAAGCCGAACUUCAUCACCACCUACAAGUGCGAGUGCGUCGCCCCUGACACAGUGAAUACAACCGUGUUCAAUGCUUCAGCCCCACUGGCACCAGACACCAACGCUUCUCUGUACAACCCCCUUAACCUCACAGUGUUGGACUGGUCCCUGCUGAGCAAGAAGGAGUGUCUGAGCUACGGUGGGCGCCUGCUUGGGAAUUCCUGCAAGUUUAUCCCAGACCUGGCGCUCAUGUCCUUCAUCCUUUUCUUUGGGACAUAUUCCAUGACCCUGACCCUGAAGAAGUUCAAAUUCAGCCGCUAUUUUCCUACCAAGGUCCGGGCCCUGGUGGCUGACUUUUCCAUUGUUUUCUCCAUCCUGAUGUUCUGUGGAAUCGAUGCCUGUUUUGGCCUGGAAACCCCCAAGCUGCAUGUGCCCAGUGUCAUCAAGCCCACACGGCCUGACCGAGGCUGGUUCGUGGCCCCCUUUGGGAAGAACCCGUGGUGGGUGUACCCAGCAAGCAUCCUGCCCGCCCUGCUGGUGACCAUCCUGAUCUUCAUGGACCAGCAGAUCACUGCCGUCAUUGUCAACCGGAAGGAGAACAAACUGAAGAAGGCUGCUGGCUACCAUCUGGACCUGUUCUGGGUGGGCAUCCUCAUGGCCUUGUGCUCCUUUAUGGGGCUUCCCUGGUACGUGGCUGCCACAGUCAUCUCCAUCGCCCACAUCGACAGCCUCAAGAUGGAGACAGAGACCAGCGCACCUGGGGAGCAGCCCCAGUUCCUAGGAGUCAGGGAACAGAGAGUGACCGGCAUCAUCGUCUUCAUCCUGACGGGAAUCUCGGUCUUCCUGGCUCCCAUCCUAAAGUGCAUCCCCCUGCCGGUGCUGUAUGGAGUCUUCCUCUACAUGGGCGUGGCCUCCCUGAAUGGCAUCCAGUUCUGGGAACGCUGCAAGCUCUUCCUGAUGCCAGCCAAGCACCAGCCGGACCACGCCUUCCUGAGGCACGUGCCGCUGCGCCGGAUCCACCUCUUCACCCUGGUGCAGAUCCUCUGCCUGGCGGUGCUCUGGAUCCUCAAAUCCACGGUGGCUGCCAUCAUCUUCCCGGUCAUGAUCCUGGGCCUCAUCAUCGUUCGAAGGCUUCUGGAUUUCAUCUUUUCCCAGCACGACCUGGCCUGGAUUGACAACAUCCUCCCAGAGAAGGAAAAAAAGGAGACAGACAAGAAGAGGAAGAGAAAGAAAGGGGCCCACGAGGACUGUGAUGAGGAGGAAAAAGAUCUUCCAGUUGGAGUUACUCACUCUGAUUCUUCCUUCAGUGACACAGAACUUGAUCGAAGCAUCACCUUGCACUUCAAAAUCUCCUGUCCAGCUUCACCUGCUUUCAACUACUCACGGAACCCAGUGUUCAUGGUGCCACAGGUGAAGAUAGAGAUGGAGUCAGACUAUGACUUCACAGACAUGGACAAAUACCGAAGAGAAACUGACAGCGAGACCACCCUCUAGGAUGAAGCAGCUUCUCCCAGAUGGGAGAGCCUGGCUUAGUCUUCAUUGGGAGGGUCUUAACUUCUCUGUGCCUGUUUCCUUCUUUAUCAAACAGAGGGAGUCCUUCUGCCUAAUAGAAAACUGGAGAUCUGUUGAUGAAAAGUACUGCUUAGAUGCAAAGCUCUCCCCUUCCUUUCGUAGUAAUUAAAAUACCUAAAGCUAAAUAUUAUAUUUUAUUUUAAAAUGCAGUCCAGCAUAGAAAUUCUAACAUUUCUUUGGAAAUAAAAAAAAUGCUUGCUUCCCCAAAUCAUAGGUAAGAUAAAAGGGCAAUAGUCAAUUCAUAUUUAAAACAAAUACCAAUUUAAAAUUGUUUAAAGGUUAGAUUUAAAUACAGACGUUCUCAAAUGAACUCGUAAUAUACUCUUAUGUCACUAGACCAUCUUUGGAGUAUUUGGCAAUUCUGCAUAUUAAGAAAUGCUGAAAAGGUCCUAUCUUUUCUCCCUGUCACAUCCAAUUUCCCAAGGGUUAUAUGAAAAGUUUGAACCAGGCCGGGCGCGGUGGCUCAAGCCUGUAAUCCCAGCACUUUGGGAGGCCGAGACGGGCGGAUCACGAGGUCAGGAGAUCGAGAUCAUCCUGGCGAACACGGUGAAA
Rhinopithecus roxellana (golden snub-nosed monkey) is the source of this 4084-nucleotide messenger RNA. It is a transcript of the gene SLC4A5, whose product is annotated as solute carrier family 4 member 5. Bases 533 to 3454 code for a protein of 973 amino acids. Gene Ontology annotation, cellular component: plasma membrane. Gene Ontology annotation, molecular function: solute:inorganic anion antiporter activity; sodium:bicarbonate symporter activity; monoatomic anion transmembrane transporter activity. Gene Ontology annotation, biological process: transmembrane transport; regulation of intracellular pH; bicarbonate transport. Lineage: Eukaryota; Metazoa; Chordata; Mammalia; Primates; Cercopithecidae. The record is from RefSeq and is a predicted model, not a curated record. The transcript has 24 exons.